Oryza sativa Japonica Group (Japanese rice) is the source of this 465-nucleotide messenger RNA. RefSeq lists its product as uncharacterized. Lineage: Eukaryota; Viridiplantae; Streptophyta; Magnoliopsida; Poales; Poaceae. The record is from RefSeq and is a predicted model, not a curated record.
AUGGCGGCGGCGGCGAUGGUGUUUCUUGUGUUCGCGCCUUGCCUUGCACAGGCCGAGGAGCGGCCGACGGCGGCGCACCCGCACGGGCUCCCCUUCGAGAGCCCGCUGGCGCUGUCGCCGGACGCGUACGAGUUCUUCCACCCCAGCGAGCGCGCCCGGCGCGGGCACGCCGCCGGGGCGGCGCCGGCGCUGUCGCCGCGGGCGGCGCCGCGCGGGCAGCUGAGGGAGUCCGCGGCGAGCGUGGCGAGGGCCGACCAGGAGGAGGGCGGCGUGGCGCCCGCCAGGAAGGUCGGCCGCGGCUGCGCCCGGGCAGGCACGGUGGCCGGCGUGGUCGCCGGCGCCGCUGCCGUGGCGGCGUUUGCGGCGCUCGCGGUGGCGUACGCCGUGGCGCGGCGCCGCGUGGGCGUGGCGGCGCACGGCGACGCCGAGGCGUGCGCGCGCGCGGCGCCGAAGACGAGCGCCUAG